GUCAUUAAUGAAAGACGACGAAGAAGAAGCAAACAACGCGUGCUGUUUGUUUACAAGUUUGUCACCAAAGCCACUGUCUCGUACAACCUGAUUAGUACAAAUAAUAUAGUAGUUUGUCAGUAAGUCUGUGGCAGGUUUCAGUCGAGGUGUCUCCACACAAAUGAUGACUCCAACUCGUAAGAGUGGACGGCAGCCGAAGCCCUCUGCCAAACUGAAGGAAUACCUGUAUGAAAAUGAAAUUGAAAAAGUAAAAGAAAGUACACCUCGAACAUCAGAGAAAAAAGCUCCACAGGUCAUAAAAGGUCCAGUUUCUAAGGAGGCCCCCAAAAAGAAGGAAUUUCAACAAACAAAAACAGGUCCAGUUGCUAAGGAAGCUCCCAAAAAGAAGGAAUCACCUCCAACAAAAACCACUGGACCACGUAUGAUAGAGAAGAAAAAUACCACUACUUUUCAUGUUAAAAAAGUAGAAAGCCCCGAUACAGCAACACCCGCUCGCAAAAGUGGACGAACUCCAAAGCCUUCUGUAAAGCUCCAAGAAUAUUUGUGUGAUGAAAGAGAUAAAAGUAAUGACAGUUUAUUGAAUAAAAGGACUCCGAGAGAUUCAGAGAAAACUAAACGAGGUUUUAAGAUUAAAGAAGAAAUAGAAGAUGAGGAAGAGACUGAUGAAAGUAAUGAAGACGACGAAUUAAUUGGUGAUAAGCCCACACAGAAACCAAUUAAAAAGCCAACAAAGGAGAAUGUUUCAUCAAAAAGAUUACCCGGUAAGUUGUCCACUCAGGAAUUGUUGAGGAUGAAGACGCAGACUUCGGGCAACAUAUCUUCCUCAAGAGCAAGAGUCACAAACUUAACCUCCAUCUCUGCCAAGAAGGAAAAAAAUGCAUCUCGUCUGACCAUCAGGAAAGGAAAAAUUUAUACAACCCAAGUUUCAACUGCCAAAGACAGACUUCACUCUAAAACUGUUCUUCAGGAGAAAAGUCAAGCCAGAAAAGCUGUUCAACCAAAGGACAGGGUAUUAUCUGUAAAAAAGCGUAAAAGAGAACCAGAAAGUUUCCCCACUGCUAAUAAAAAGUUCAUUAAAACGAAGGACCCAUCAAAAUUAUUUGAGAGAGCAAAAAGAUCCGCAAAUGAAACUAAAGCCAGCCUUAAAGAAAAUGCAUACAAAGUAGAAAAAAAAGAAAUUGAAAAAGUUUUGCAAGUCAACAAAGAAGUUAUGACACAGUUACUAAACUUUGGAGCAGAAGUUGCAGAAGCAAUGGCUUGCAAUAAUGAAUCAAUAUUUAGUUUCAGUACUAAAGAUAAUCCUCUCCAGUCAUUUAAGAUUGACAAACAAGAUGAUUUUAGUGAUGAGGAGGUUGUUAAGAUUAUCAAAUGGUUUGAGGAAGAGGAAGAACAAAGAAGAGCUUAUAGAAAACGAAUACUAGAAGCAUUAAGGGCUUCACAUGAAACGAAUAUGUCACUCUACACUCAAAUGUUGAAAAUGUUACAGUCAGUUACAGCAUGCUGAUUAGUGUAUAUUUGAUAUGUAGUUUGUAGUGUAAGAAUAUUAUCCUUAUGUUUUCUCUUAAGAAAUUAUUUUACAAUUAUUUUAUUUUUUCAAUAAAAGUCAUACAUAUAGAGAAUACUUUAAUGGAAUUAACAUUUGCUUUAAAGAUGUGAUUGGUUAUAUUGAUCAUGAGGGAUGAUCUUACUACCAAUUUCAGAUAAUAGCUGUGUAGGUAUUUGAAUUUAAAUUACAAUCAAUAAAUAAAGAUGUCAUGAAAGAUAUGGUUUUGAUUGAUUACAAACUAGCAUUGUAGCAGGGAAGAACAUGGCUAUCAAUGUACAUACUAUACUGCAAUUUUUGUAACUUGAGUCAAAUUUUUUCAAAGUAUGAGGAGAAACAUGGCUAUUGUUUCAAAGUAUUAGUCGUCUUGUAUUUUUCCUUGAACAGGAAAGCAUUGGCUGGUUACAUACACAAUUAUAGUAUUGUUACGUCUCAUUAUCCCACUUUCAGUGGGUUACUGGUUAGUAUAAUUCCUAUUUUCAGUUUGAUCCAUCUACAAGUACAAAAUUAAGUCAUUAGAAAGUUAUGAUUUGAUUGCUUUUUUCUUGCUUGUUCAUUAAUGAUCAACAAAAGUUAUACUAACUGGUGCAAUAAAGGGUUAAACUUGCUAUUUGGACAUGCUGCUUAUAUAAGUGAAGUUCAGAACUAUUAUAAGUUUUCAAAAUAAAUUUUAUAUUUUCAUGUUAAUACCAGUUAUUGUGCUAAGCGCUAAUGACUAAGGUAUCAAAGUAGGUUUAUAUGACCAGUUACUGAUAUGUAUGCUGUUUUUUGUUGAUGAGUGUAAAUUUUUUUCCCUCAAGUAAGAGAGCUCAUUUACUUGACAUGUCCCUCUGUUUACACUCUGAAGCCACUUUGGUGAUCAUUUUGCAUUUGAUUGAAAUAAAGACUCUCAGUUCUGAGAAUCUAGUAUUCUUUCAUUAAAUUGAAUGACAUUCAGAACUUAAAGAAUUAGAACCUCUCUUAAUGUUUGUGUAAUGUUUUGUAAAUAUGUAAGUGUAAAAAUAUAAUAAUGAAGUAGUCUUUUUAAUAUUGUUAUGUUAUAUA
Messenger RNA from Macrobrachium nipponense, 2587 nucleotides. RefSeq names its product nucleolar protein dao-5-like. Lineage: Eukaryota; Metazoa; Arthropoda; Malacostraca; Decapoda; Palaemonidae. The record is from RefSeq and is a predicted model, not a curated record. The transcript is spliced from 9 exons. The coding region runs from base 161 to 1504 and encodes 447 amino acids.